Sungouiella intermedia is the source of this 1839-nucleotide messenger RNA. NCBI's taxonomy places the organism in Eukaryota, Fungi, Ascomycota, Pichiomycetes, Serinales, Metschnikowiaceae. The record is from the annotation of a GenBank genome assembly.
AUGGACCGAAUCUUCUACAAAUCAGACACCGUGGAUGCCUACUCCGGAGCUCCCAUAUACGUAUUCGAUACGUCAUACCUACCUUCCACAGAUGAUAUUGACUAUGAACUCUUCAUUCCUACCAUGAUGCUGUCGCUUCCAUCACAUCCAUAUGUGGUAAUCAUGUUCAGUGGAGGUCUCAACAAGAUCCUGUGGAUCUGGGGCAUCAAAUUCUUGAAAAGCUUCUUGGCUGACGACGACCGUAACGUGCAAAAUCUUCUCAAGAUUAUAGCCGUUCACGAGAGCUGGUUCGUGAAAUCCAUCACUCAGCUUUUGGCCAAUUUUGCCAUUUCUAAACCGUCGUUAUCCAAGCUAAAUCUGCUUUUCGACACAAAGAAACAGGGCAAAAGUCUUCUUACAUCAUGUGACGACCUUUCUGAACUCUCCAAUUACGUGGACAUUUCCAGGCUCAAGCUUUCGCUCAACAUAUAUAAGCAUGAUGCUCAGGUUACCACCAGUACCACCAUUGUCAUGGCAUCGCCUGUAAAACCCAUCAUUUCAGAUACUACUCGGUUUUUUGCCCAAUCAGAUCCGAUUUUCUAUCACCAUUUCUACCAGCUCUUCAAUAUCGUCGAUAUGUAUGGGCCCAAAGUGGAGCUUCUUUUUCAUAAACCUGGAAACAGAAUGAACACCGACAUUCUCUUCAAUUGCAUGUUGCGCAACCAGGUUCUCUGGAUCAAUGACUGGGACUUGUAUUGCAUAGCGUCAUGCUUCAAGAAGAUCUUGAUGGAGAUGCCUGCUCCACUUGUUCCAGUGGAUCUUAUCACCUUGCCUAUGAGAGACGACUUGGACUAUCUCUUGGUUAUUUUCAACCACAUUCUCGCAUAUGGCAAUGAAACUGGCGCCGAUGUGGUGCUUUUCCAACUCAUGGAUCUAUGUCGUCGCAUUGUUGAUAACCAACAAACAAAACACUCCUAUGUAUCCAUCCUGAGAAGUUUGUGCCAUGCCCUUACAAACGAGCCGAUUUCUCAGAUUAAUAAGGACCGUAUCUCUAUGGCAGUGCGGUUUGUGAAGAAUUUAUUGCUGAACUGGCCCCAAAUCCGCCCACUCUAUUUGAAGAGGUUCAAGUCUGUUUCUGCCAUCGUUAAUGGUGAGGAUCUCAACGAUGCAACCAUCGACGAGCUGUAUAACAUGUCGUAUGACAUUACUAUGGAAGGUGAAUCUGACGAGGACGGGAACCCUCAUUAUGAUGUUUUGACCAGCGCUUCCGAUUUGCUGUUGGAGUUGCGGGACGACUCGAAAGAUCGAAAGGAUUCUGUCUCUGAAGUUUCGAAAGACUUUUCGAAAUUAGAUGUGUCCAUAAAAUUAGAGACGACGCCCACAUCGAAGCAUCAAUGGGGCAUCCCAUUGGACUUUUCGAAGAAUGUGGAGCAGGAGGAAGUUGAAGAAGACUUUGAAGAAGAAAGUGUGAGAGCAUCUAAAGAGCAGGCUAUCGCUGAUCAAGAGUCAAAUGAUAUCAAGGAAAUGGGAAAUAUCAAGGGCGUGAAUAAUGAAGAAACCAAAGUGGAUGCACGCAGAGAUCGCCCCAAAGUGUCUCAUUCAGAUCCACCACUUUCUCGUGAACCAAAAAUCCGCCAGUCUACUCUAAAUGACGUAUCCAACGUUCAGUUACAGUGGCCACCUCAGAAGUAUAAGUUCGAAAGACCAUCGGUGCCCAAAUCCAUUCAAGUGGCUCCAGAAAUGUCUCAACUUCCUAAACUUCCCGUGAAAAAGCCAGUGGUGAGAGGGAGAAAGGUUGGCGAACUAGCCAAAUUGUUUGAGGAAAGAUCCCAGGCAAUGGACUUGUUACGUACAUUGUAA